Molecule: messenger RNA, 248 nt
Organism: Funneliformis mosseae
Lineage: Eukaryota; Fungi; Glomeromycota; Glomeromycetes; Glomerales; Glomeraceae
Source: the annotation of a GenBank genome assembly
CAGUAGUUUGGGCUAUUAGAAAUUUUCAUCACUAUCUUAGCUCUAAACCCUUUACCGUCGUAACUGAUCACUCUGCCCUCAAAUGGUUGAGAACUUCAAAAAUACCAAAAGGUCGACGUGCACGAUGGAUAAUGGAAUUACAACAAUAUGACUUUAAUAUUCAACAUAGACCUGGGAAAAAUAAUGCUAACACUGAUGCAUUAUCUCGAUUAAUCUCUGAAAAAGAACAAGAUAAUUUCUUAAAAGAA